UGCCUUCGAGUCAACUAUGAUACUUUUAAGAGAGUACAGCGAUUAUUUAUUAUACUGUAACCUUUAUUGCUUAAAUCAUAUCUGGGUUAUAAUCUAGGACAUGAUCACGCAGCAAUGCGCACUGUUUACAUCUAUAUUAACAUAACGUUAGCACAUAGCGUGUUUAUAUUUGGAAUAUGUAGGUUAUCAUAUCUAAAGUGUCGUACAUUUUAUCACCAUUUAACGGUCUGAACACGGGACUAGGUGCCAUGUUCGACCUGUGCAUUGUGGGGGCGGGUAUGAUAGGGUCCGCGGCUGCCAGACACGCCUCGUUGAUCCCUGGGGUCAAACUCUGCCUGGUGGGACCCUCGGAACCGCAGAACAGGGCGAGUGUGGAUCACGGUAUUUUUGGUGCCUGGUACGAUGAAGGGCGGAUCACGCGGUGCUCAGACCCGGACCCUGUGUGGGCGAAGCUGGCUCAGGAAUCCAUCAAGCGCUAUAGGGAUAUCGAGCGGGCCUCCGGGAUCGCUUUCUAUUCUGAGGUGGGAGCACUCAUGGUUGGCAAGACCGAUACCUCAUACAUCACCAGCGUAUUAAAAGUCGCCGAUGAAGAGAACAUUCCAGCUAAACGUCUCAACAGCGCUGAGUUGCGGCAACAAUUUUCCAUAUUUGAGUUCAACAGUUCCGACAUCGGACUUUUCGAGAAUCAAAACGCUGGACACAUAAGUCCUCGAAAACUUGUUCACGCACAGAAGAUGCUCGCUAUGAAUCAUGGGUGCAGAUACAUUGAUGACGUAGUCACCAAAAUACACAGAACUGUUUGUAAAAGCGGGGACUACGUCAUGAGUGUUGAGACAAAAGGCGGAGAUAAGGCGAUAGUGUGUAAGAAGGUUUUAUUGGCCACGGGUGCGUUUACAGAGCUCAAUGCGUUACUCCCCGAUGUAAAGGUUGACCAGGUGCUGUGUCCACUCACGGUGUCCUUGGUCGAGGUCAGCAAAGAGCAUGCGGAGCAACAGCUCAAGUGCAUGCCAUGCGUGAUCUACCGCGGUGACGGCCACCAUUCCUGGCACAAAGUCAACCCCAAUUACAAGAACCGGGAUGUUGGGUUCUACAUGCUUCCACCCAUCAAGUAUCCGGAUGAACGCUAUUAUAUAAAAAUGGGCUAUGAUCACGGCACGGCUCUAAAACGUCUGGAGGGACCGGAAGACGUGAAAGAUUGGUUUCUGAACGGCAACCAUCAACUGGCCGAACAAACCGCUGCACUGGUCAAAUCUCUUUUCAAAGGUGUCUCGAUGUCACGCUGGCAUGGUGAUAGCUGCGUCGCAGAAGAAACGCCAACAAACCGCCCUUACAUCGACAUGGUACAUGGCCAACUGGGCGUAGCUAUUGGCGCGAACGGCUAUGCUGCAAAAAGCAGCGACGAGAUUGGUCGAAUGGCGGCAAUGAUGCUGUUACGCGAAUGGGACUCACCCAUACCACGCGACUUGUUUAAACUAAAAACGAUAACAUCUGGAAAACCAACUAUAACAAAGUCGAUGAUUUAAAUUCUUUAUAUUCGGAGUUAAUGAGGAUUUGAAUGAAAAAUGUUGAAUGAAUGCUGAUAUUGCACACUUAAUGGCAAUAGCAAUUUUUUAUUUAAUGCAUUGCUGUUUUAUGUGGGGAAAGAUCAGUUAUUUACAACUGGUAAUUCAAGGUUUUCACUCGUAUAUAGCUAUAUUAAAUUAUCACUCGUCAAUGAAAAUCGAUAAUCUACCAAAUCCAAUCAACAUCCUCUAUGUGUAUACAUGUGAUGUGAUUUGGAUGUGAUAUGUAUGAAUGCUUUCAUAAUUCGUUUUCGUCACCAGUAUAAAGACAAUAAUAACAGAAUACAAAUUAA
Dreissena polymorpha is the source of this 1855-nucleotide messenger RNA. RefSeq names its product N-methyl-L-tryptophan oxidase-like. The record is from RefSeq and is a predicted model, not a curated record. Gene Ontology annotation, molecular function: flavin adenine dinucleotide binding; sarcosine oxidase activity. Lineage: Eukaryota; Metazoa; Mollusca; Bivalvia; Myida; Dreissenidae. The coding region runs from base 249 to 1523 and encodes 424 amino acids. The transcript has 6 exons.